GACUUAGAAUAAUUUGGCAGAGAAGGCUGGUCAUGAAGAUCGCUACAAUCAGACAGUAUAUGAUUUUGCUUAUGGCUAGCAAUGUAGUCCAAAUCAUGUGCACCUCAUUAUAUGGAAAUGAGACAGAUCGACUCUCAUUGCUUGAGUUCAAGAAGGCAAUCAGUCUCGAUCCGCAGCAAGCGCUGAUGUCCUGGAAUGACAGCACUUACUUUUGCAGUUGGGAAGGUGUCCUGUGCAGGGUUAAAACUCCACAUCGUCCCAUUUCUCUAAACCUUACAAACCAAGGUUUAGUUGGGCAAAUAUCCCCUUCACUUGGAAACCUAACAUUCCUAAAAUUUCUGUUCCUAGACACAAAUUCAUUCACCGGAGAGAUCCCUCUGUCCCUUGGUCAUCUGCAUCACCUUCGAACCAUUUACUUGAGCAAUAACACAUUAGAAGGAGCGAUACCUGAUUUUACAAAUUGUUCUAGCCUCAAGGCCCUAUGGCUCAACGGCAAUCACCUAGUUGGACAAUUGAUUAAUAAUUUCCCCCCUAAGCUUCAAGUGCUGACUCUUGCAUCUAAUAAUUUUACUGGAACUAUCCCUUCUUCCUUUGCCAAUAUCACAGAACUUAGAAAUCUUAAUUUCGCGUCUAACAAUAUCAAGGGAAACAUCCCAAAUGAGUUUUCAAACUUCCUCAUGAUGGAGAUUCUUAUUUUGGGUGGCAAUAUGUUGACGGGUAGGUUUCCACAAGCCAUCUUAAAUAUUUCUACUCUCAUCGAUCUUUUUCUUAAUUUUAAUCAUCUAAGUGGAGAGGUACCAUCCAAUAUCCUUUACUCUCUUCCCAAUCUACAAGUACUUGCAUUGGACUUCAAUUUUCUUCAAGGGCAUAUCCCCAGCUCAUUGGUGAACGCCUCCAACCUACGUGAACUGGACAUAUCAAGUAAUAAUUUCACUGGGGUUGUACCAAGUUCCAUUGGCAAACUAAGCAAACUGUAUUGGCUAAGUCUUGAAGGCAAUCAGCUCCAAACACACAAAAAGGAAGAUUGGGAGUUUAUGAACAGCUUAGCCAACUGCACUAGGCUACAAAUUUUUUCGAUGGCUUAUAAUCGACUAGAAGGCCAUCUACCAAGUUCGUUAAGCAACUUUUCGACUCAUCUCCAACGACUUCAUUUAUACGGAAAUGAAAUAUCUGGGUUUCUCCCCUCUGGCAUUGAACACCUCUCAAACUUGAUUGAUUUAUCAUUAGGAACUAAUGACUUUACUGGUACCCUUCCAGAAUGGCUUGGAAAUCUUAAACAGUUGCAAAUGUUAGGUUUAUAUGAAAACUAUUUCAUAGGAUUUAUUCCAUCGUCCUUAUCAAAUCUAUCUCAACUGGUAUAUCUUGGACUACAUUUUAACAAGUUUGAUGGACACAUACCAAGCUUGGGAAACCUGCAAAUGCUUGAAGUAUUAAACAUUUCCAACAAUAAUCUUCAUUGUAUAAUACCAACUGAGAUUUUUAGUAUCAUGUCAAUAGUACAAAUCGACUUAUCUUUCAAUAACCUACACCGAAAAUUUUCUACUGACAUUGGCAAUGCGAAACAACUAAUAUCUUUAGAACUUUCAUCAAAUAAGCUAUCUGGAGAUAUACCCAAUGCUUUGGGUAAUUGUGAAAGCCUUGAAUAUAUCAUGUUAGGUAUAAACAGUUUUAGCGGUAGCAUACCCAUUUCAUUAGGUAACAUAAGUAACCUAAAAGUUCUCAACUUAUCUCACAAUAAUUUAACUUGGUCAAUACCAGCGUCUCUUAGCAAUCUACAAUAUCUUGAGCAACUUGAUCUGUCAUUCAACCAUCUUAACGGUGAGGUCCCAGUAGAAGGAAUAUUCAAGAAUGCAACAGCCUUCCAGAUGGAUGGAAAUCAGGGACUUUGUGGUGGGCUACCAGAGUUGCACCUACCUGCGUGUCCUACCGUGUUAUUGGUUACAUCUAAGAACAAGAACUCGGUUAUAUUGAAAUUAGUAAUCCCACUAGCCUGCAUGGUAUCGCUUGCUUUGGCCAUAUCAAUUUAUUUUAUUGGGAGGGGAAAACGGAAGAAAAAAUCCAUAUCAUUCCCAUCACUCGGUAGAAAGUUCCCCAAAGUUUCCUUCAAUGAUCUUUCAAAUGCAACAGAUAGAUUCUCUACAGCCAAUUUAAUUGGAAGAGGAAGGUUUGGUUCUGUAUACCAAGCAAAACUAUUUCAAGACAACAUUGUGGUUGCCGUGAAAGUUUUCAAUCUAGAAACAAGUGGAUCGCAGGAGAGCUUCAUUGCAGAAUGUAAUGCUUUAAGAAACUUGAGACAUCGCAAUCUAGUUCCUAUCUUCACACUAUGCGGUAGUAUUGAUGCUGAAGGCAAUGAUUUCAAGGCUUUAGUGUAUGAGUUGAUGCCACGAGGGGACUUGCAUAAAUUACUAUACUCAACCGGAGAUGACGGUGAUGCUUCAAAUCUGAACCACAUUACAUUAGCUCAGAGGAUAAGCAUAAUUGUGGAUUUAUCAAAUGCAUUGGAAUAUUUGCACCAUAACAACCAAGGAACUAUUAUUCAUUGUGACCUGAAGCCUAGCAAUAUCCUUCUAGAUGACAAUAUGAUUGCUCAUGUCGGAGAUUUUGGCCUUGUGAAGUUCAGGACCGAUUCCUCCACAUCUUUUGGUGAUUCCAACUCAAUUUUUUCCCUUGCAAUAAAGGGAACCAUUGGAUAUAUCGCUCCAGAAUGCGCUGAGGGAGAUCAAGUCUCAACUGCCUCUGAUGUUUAUAGCUUUGGAGUUGUUCUCUUGGAGUUGUUCAUAUGUAGGCGGCCAAUAGACGCUAUGUUUAAGGAUGGACUGAGCAUUGCAAAGUUUACAGAGAUCAACUUCUCUGACAGGAUACUUGAGAUCGUUGAUCCCCAGCUACAACAAGAGUUGGACCUCUGCCUAGAAGCUCCAGUGGAAGUAAAGGAGAAAGAUAUACACUGCAUGCUCUCUGUGUUAAAAAUUGGAAUUCAUUGCACCAAGCCAAUACCAAGUGAACGCAUUAGCAUGCGAGAGGCAGCCGCCAAGCUGCACAUAAUCAAAGAUGCCUAUCUCAGAGGGAACUGAAGAAGUUUUUCUGGUAGGAAUACGGAUAAGGCUUGUGUAUAUUUGUAUUAAGCUUGGGACUGAAGAAGCUAGCAGUGCUAUUAUACUUUGUUGUUUGUUUUCAUUUCUCUAUGAAUACAUUACAACAAAAAUUAUCAACGAGGGAUUUCCCAGCUGGUUGAGUAGAUCUCAACCAUUGUCUCACUAAGACAUUGUGUUCCCUUUCUCUUAGUUACACUGGAGAACAAAUAUUUAUA
Messenger RNA from Oryza sativa Japonica Group (Japanese rice), 3307 nucleotides. RefSeq names its product putative receptor-like protein kinase At3g47110. Gene Ontology annotation, biological process: protein phosphorylation. The record is from RefSeq and is a predicted model, not a curated record. NCBI's taxonomy places the organism in Eukaryota, Viridiplantae, Streptophyta, Magnoliopsida, Poales, Poaceae. Gene Ontology annotation, molecular function: protein binding; protein kinase activity; ATP binding.